AUGCAAAAUUUCGUUAUUUUUUUGGCAGUGCUCGUUGAAUUUUCAGCACAAUUUUGUUAUAGAGAUGACGUCGAAAUUAAAGGAAGGUGAGAGUAGAAUUAUAUAGGCUUAUUUGUGUUUUUCAUAAGAUGUUUCAAUUUCAACACGAGAACUACGGGCUGGAAGAAUGCAUCAAUUCUAUGCCAGUCAUGGGGAUAUAAUCUGGCAAGUAUACACAGUGAAGAAGAGAAUAACCUCAUCUCAGGUUAGUUUUACACAUAAAUGUACUUGUGCACUCCAACCACUCAAUUAUCACACAGAAGCGGCAAAAAAGUUUUUCACUGUUUCAAGCCACAAUUUCUACUGGAUAGGACUCCAUUAUGCAUCUGACGGUUUUGAAUGGGAAGAUGGUUCACCAGUUGAUUAUUACAAUUGGGCUGAAGGUAGUCCAAAUUCAAAUGAAUAUGUGAUGAUUCGAACUGAUCGAGAUCAGUGGCAAACCACAGGGGGUUUGUGGCAGAAAACAUUUGUUUGCACAUAUUAUCCUUAUGGUUAUACGACCGAAAAGAUAUCUUGUGAUUUAUACGAUAUUAUUAUAAAUAACCGAUGUUAUAGUUUCAAUCAAGCUAUGCUAUCCUAUGAAGAUGCAAGUAAUGAAUGUCAGAAAUAUGGGAAAACUUUGGCAAUUUUCGACAAUUUAACUCAAAUAAAAACCAUAUCCUGUAAGUUAGUAUUUCAAGGUUUUGCUAUUUACAUAGAUGUCUUCAGCCUAUGCACAAACAAAGUUUCAAUCGACGUUUGGAAGUUUUUGGAUAGGCCUACAGCGCGAUAAUUCUUCAACACCAUUUUUAUGGGAAAAUGGAGAGUCUACAAGUUUCACGAAUUGGUAUUCAGGUUAUCCGUAUUGUGGGCAAUUAGUUGCUGGACAAGAUAUUUCGAAUACAAAGUGGAGGACCUUUUCAGAAGAUACGCAAUUAUUUUCAGUUUGUAGUGGAGUAGUUUCGUGA
This is a messenger RNA of Caenorhabditis angaria, 986 nucleotides long. The record is from the annotation of a GenBank genome assembly. Lineage: Eukaryota; Metazoa; Nematoda; Chromadorea; Rhabditida; Rhabditidae.